Molecule: messenger RNA, 1592 nt
Organism: Perca fluviatilis (European perch)
Lineage: Eukaryota; Metazoa; Chordata; Actinopteri; Perciformes; Percidae
Exons: 3
Coding region: 704-1330 (208 amino acids)
Source: RefSeq, a predicted model, not a curated record
UAGCCUAUGUACAUAUACAUAUACAAUGCAGUAAUACAUUCUAAAUAGUGCAUAUGUAAGGCAAAAUCAAACGGUACAGAAAACUAAAGAUGAAGAUAUUUGAAAUUAUGAUUUGACUCGGGAGGACAACACAAGGGUUAAUAAGCGCGAUAAACCACACCUCCGCAGUCGGACAGCGUGGGGCAGCAAGCGCAAGGACUCAGUUGCUUAAGGAUACACAGGAUAGACGCACAAUGGAAGAGCGUAGGUUUAUAUCGGCCCUUCUCUGUAUAGCUCUGUUGCCUAGUUUUGUAUUCGCUAUUGAUAAUAUUCUGGGAGACAAAGUUACAUUUCAACAAACUGAGAACUGUAAGAAUAGCGGAGCCACACUGGUGCAGGUGCUGGAAGACGGCAGCGAACGGCCGGUAGCUCGUCGGGAUGAAGUUUGGAGACCGGAGCCGGGUUAUGAAGACAGACUGAGUCCAAACGAUUGUGUCAUCUUUAACCAGACAUACAUGAACGACAACGGACUGUACGUGUUAACCUGCGGCCCCGACUCCGAGACGCGGACAUCCCUGCAUAUCGUCCCAGCCUCCGAGGCUGUGGUGUCAGAGGGAGAUCCGGGGAGACUUGAGUUCCACCACGUUACUGUAGGGAAACGGGGGAGUUUCGGGUGGAAAGAAACGGAGAGCGUGUGUUGGAGCUGGACCUCUCCUCCGGGGAGAUGAGAUAUGGGACAGGGUUUGAGGGUAGAUUAUCGCUGUCGCCUCGCUGGAAGUUGAGCGGAGACUUGACGGUGACGCUGCAGGGCGUUAAGCCCGAGGACCAAGGGGAUUUCUUCUGCUACGUCCAAGAUAAAGACCCAACGCGACCGAGGGAAGGUCUCUCUGCUGUCAGGCUGAAGAUCAGAGAGAAGAACCCGGAUCAGACCACCUGCCCCCCGCCGACAGCAGCCGCAGGCAUAUGUCUGACGAAGAAAGAGAUGAUAACUUGGAUCGUUGUCUGCAUCGUUGUCUGCAUUCUAGCUGUGGUUUUGAUGGCACUUGCCUUUUGCUAUGGUCGAUUCUGGAAACCAAAUGUCCCGUCUGGACCCGGCGGAGGAACAGGUCCGGCUCCGACAGAUGGGACAGAUGUGGAGAUGCAACCCCUCGCAGAGCCACGCCCUCCUGGCUCUCACGUUAACGGCGGCCUGCGGCCUAUUGCAAAUGGUAACCAAGAUGAAGACCAGAUCCGGGAUGACCACCAGCAGCAGCAGCACCCUCCAGAAGCCCAGAUCCUCCACAAACUCCUGCCAGGUGGUCCUGUAGCUGGACAGGACGCCCUCACUGCUCUGCAGGUUGGGGUUGAGUAGCCUAGAGAGUGGCUCUCCAUCACACUGGGACAGACACAGAGAUCACUGUUACUGACGAGAAGGCAAAGGAAUGUUUAGAUAAGGUGUUGUUGAAAUAUGGGAAAGGUCAUGAGGCUUCUGGAUGUUAUUCUAUGCUUAUAAAGAACCUGGGGGAUGGAGCCUGAACAGCCCUCAAAAAGACACGGGAAAGGGAUCUGAGUAUUACACUGGAUGAUGACUAGUGGGACAGAAUCUGUAGGAAUAUUAAAACUAUGUCAUGCAA